Messenger RNA from Plasmodium malariae, 2712 nucleotides. Its product is annotated as tRNA nucleotidyltransferase, putative. Gene Ontology annotation, molecular function: ATP:3'-cytidine-cytidine-tRNA adenylyltransferase activity; RNA binding. The record is from RefSeq and is a predicted model, not a curated record. Lineage: Eukaryota; Apicomplexa; Aconoidasida; Haemosporida; Plasmodiidae. Bases 1 to 2712 code for a protein of 903 amino acids. The transcript has 2 exons. Gene Ontology annotation, biological process: tRNA 3'-terminal CCA addition.
AUGAACUGCUUCGGCAUCAUCCUGUUGUUGUUCCUUUUGCUAAUAACUGCAGCCAUUAGGAGAAAAGAAAAAAAUGGUUCAUCGCUAUUCAACAAAAAAAGAAAUUGUUUUAUGUUAUUUUCAUUAUUUUUCUUUCGGAAAAAUAGUAGUGAUAAUGAAAAUAUGAUUUUUAAAAAAAUAAAGUUCAUUCAUAGUGCGAACAAAAUUCUUUAUAUAAAUGUAAAGCAUAGAAUUAACUACAAAGUUAAGGGGACAAGCAGCAAAUACGCCGUUACGCAUAGUAGCCGUGGAAAUAGUGUUAGCGGUAGUAGUAGCAAAAGCAGAAGCAGUAGCAAAAGCAGAAGCAGUAGUAGUAGCAGAAGCAGUAAUAGCAGUAGCAGAAGCAGUAGUAGUAGCAGAAGCAGUAGUAGUAGCAGAAGCAGUAGUAGUAGCAGAAGCAGUAGUAGCAGUAGCAGUAGCAGAAGCAGUAGUAGUAGCAGAAUCAGUAGCAGAAUCAGUAGCAGAAUCAGUAGCAGAAUCAGUAGUAGUAGACGCAGUAGUGGUAGACGCAGCAGUUGUAGUAGCGCCGGUAAUUCAUUCCGUGAGCAUUGUUACCAUAACACGUACUGCACCUGUGUGAAUACAAAAAUGAUCGAAAGCGAGUACUUGAGUUACCUGAAAAAUUAUAUUGUGGACGAAGAAGAGCUGAUACGCGUGCAAUCGAAUGGCAAAGGUGUGCAUGGAAAUGAAGAGAACAAUUAUAAGGAGGUAGAUGAAAUUGAAAAGAUGAUUAGCAACACGAUAAGAAAAAAUGAAAAGGAGCUGUUUGAUUUUUUGAAUAGUGUCAAUGAAAAAUAUAAUUUGAAAAGUACUCUGAGGGUUGUUGGUGGAUGGGUAAGAGACAAAUAUUUAAAAAUUAGUAAUGACGAUAUUGAUAUUACAGUGGAUAAUAUGAAAGGGUCGGAUUUCUGUAAUUAUAUAAAAGAAUAUAUAAAAGAAAAAGAAAACAAAAAUUUUAAUUUUGGAAUAAUAAAAAUAAAUUCAGAUCAAUCAAAACAUUUAGAAACUUCAAGUUUUAAUCUUUUUAAUUUUCAAGUAGAUAUUGUAAACUUAAGGAGUGAAAAAUAUUCAGAGGAUAGUAGGAUCCCAGAGAUUGCUAUUGGCACACCAGAAGAAGAUGCACUAAGGAGGGACUUUACAAUUAAUUCUUUAUUUUAUAAUUUAGAUAACAAAAGAGUAGAAGAUUUUACUAAAAAAGGGAUAUUUCAUUUAAAAAAUAAAAUUAUUUGUACCCCGUUAAAUGCGUUAACGACAUUUCUUGAUGACCCAUUAAGAGUUAUUAGAUGUAUAAGAUUCUGUGGUUAUUUUAAUUUGUAUAUAGAAAAAAAUAUUUUUAAUGUUUUAAAAAAUGAAGACAUCAAAAAAUCGUUUAAUAAAAAAAUUUCAAAAGGUAGACUUUCUUUGGAAAUAUUGAAAAUAUUUUCUUCAAAAUGUAAAAAUAUUAUUCUCUCUUUAGCCUUAUUGAAUUAUAGUUCUUAUUCAUCUCAAAUUUUUAAGUUACCACCAGAGUAUUUUAUUAAAAAUGAGGAGGCGUUUGAAAAGGUUAAGAAUUGGGACAAGAUAAAUCGAGGGAGCAUCAUCCAUUCGGCUGGUAGUGGUCGUGAUGGCGGAAAUGGUAUUAACAUCAUCAGCAAUGGUGGUAGUGGUAAUAGUAGCUUUAACAGUUGCCCAACGGGUAUGAAUAAAAAAAUUAACGUUGGAUUAGCUGACGCUGGAACGUAUAGGAAUGUUUUACAGAAUGACCAUCUCAUUGGAGAAAAGACGAUGUAUGAUGAUAUGAGUAAUUCGAAGAGGAGCAAUAAUAAUGAAGAACAACUUCUCCUUUUUGGAUUGCAAAAUAAGGUAAAUGGUAUUUCCAAAAAAAUGCGUAUUAACAAGUUAGGCAAUUUAACAAACAAAACAGCGGAUAGACUUGAUAAUGAAGGAGUGGAAAAAAAAAGGUGCGAUGAAGCCAGGUGGCAAUUUCAAGGCUUAAAUUAUAUAAAAUUUUUUAAAGACAUUGAAAAGAAUAAUUUGUUAAAAGAGAUAUUCUUUGAGCUAAAUUAUAAAGAAAAUUUAAAUUAUAUACACUUAUGCUUAUUCUUUUUGCCUUUAAAAAAUCAUUUUUCGUACAUAAAAAAAAAAACGAAAACAGAGUAUGUAAUUGAGUAUAUAAUUCGUGAAUCAUUAAAAUUCCCUUUAAAAUAUUCGAAAUUUUGUGUACAUAUUUUUGAAGGAUUUAUGCAUAUAUAUAAUUUAUAUAAAAAUAUGAACGUUCAUAAUUUUUUGAAAAAUUGUAAUCAUGAUAAAAAAAAUAAUCUACAUAGCACAGGUGAUAUUGUUUUGUUUUUAAAAAAUGUUGGGGAAAAAUGGGAUUUGUUACUAUUCAUUUUUUUUAUAUUUCAUAAAUAUAAUGAAAUAAAUAAAAAUUAUAUAACUUGUUUAUCAGAUGAUAUUUUUCUCUCAGAUUUUGUUAAAAUAUUAUAUCAAUAUAUUUUAACGAACGGCUUACAAAAUGCCUAUAAUAUGAAACCCUUUUUAAAAUGGCCAGACAUUAAGCACAACUUUCCGCAAAUUUCCAACUCUCGAAUUGGCGAGGUCUACGAGCAGAUAAUUCGAUUUACGUGUAUCCACGGGGAAAAUGAAAAAGACUGCAUAGAAUUUUUGAAACAAUAUUUUAAGAAAACAUCCUAA